Messenger RNA from Knipowitschia caucasica, 222 nucleotides. NCBI's taxonomy places the organism in Eukaryota, Metazoa, Chordata, Actinopteri, Gobiiformes, Gobiidae. The record is from the annotation of a GenBank genome assembly.
AUGAGACACCAGCAGAGCCUCACCAUGAGACACCAGCAGAGCCUCACCAUGAGACAAAAGCACGGAUUCACCAUGAGACACCAGCACAGCCUCACCAUGAGACACAAGCACAGCCUCACAAUGAGACACUCAGCACAGCCUCACCAGGAGAUACCAGACACCUCACCGAUGAGACACCCAGCACAGCCCUCACCAGGAGACACCCAGCACAGCCCACCAUGA